This is a messenger RNA of Exaiptasia diaphana, 3224 nucleotides long. RefSeq names its product metabotropic glutamate receptor 3. Gene Ontology annotation, biological process: G protein-coupled glutamate receptor signaling pathway; regulation of synaptic transmission, glutamatergic. Gene Ontology annotation, cellular component: membrane. NCBI's taxonomy places the organism in Eukaryota, Metazoa, Cnidaria, Anthozoa, Actiniaria, Aiptasiidae. The transcript is spliced from 2 exons. Gene Ontology annotation, molecular function: adenylate cyclase inhibiting G protein-coupled glutamate receptor activity. The record is from RefSeq and is a predicted model, not a curated record. Bases 1 to 2655 code for a protein of 884 amino acids.
AUGGAUGUUGCAAACGAGCAAGCUGUUAAAGAGCUUCAUAAGAAAGGGGACCUAAUCAUUGGAGGGCUGUUUCCAAUCCACAAAAAGAGCGAUGUGACAGAAAACGCAUGCGGGGCAUUUCACCUACAACCAGGCUAUCAAUACAUGAUCGCUAUGCUGUUUGCUCUCGAGCAAAUCAAUAACAAUUCGGAUCUGCUUCCGAACAUAACUUUGGGAACGAAAAUUUACGACACCUGCCGAAGUACCACAAUAGCUGCCGACCGCGCCCGAGAUUUUAUCAAGGAAACGCUAUUUGAAGAUAAAGACCCCUUGGUGGCUGUGGUUGGGCCGUUUAUUAGUGACGUCUCCAUAGCAACAGCUCCGUUGCUAAGAGUGUUUGGAAUACCUCAGGUUAGUUACGGUUCAAGCAGCUCGGCCCUUAGCAAUAAGGAGCUUUACGGCAACUUUUUUCGAACCGUACCGCCUGACACGUUUCAAGUAGAUGCAAUAGCUGAUAUUCUUGAGUAUUUUGGCUGGAAGUACAUUGCUGCUAUAAGUUCCAAAGGGAACUAUGGAGAAAAGGGGAUAGCAGAUUUAGAGAAAGCCACACAGAAGCGAGGGAUAUGUGUAGCCAUUUCUCAGGCUCUUCCUUUUAUGCCCAAAUCAUCUGACUACACAAGCAUUAUUCAAGAGAUCCAAAAAGACGCUUAUAAAGAUGUCAAUAUCAUCGUGCUGUUCACAUCYCAAACAGACUCAACUGGGCUUCUCCAYGCAGCCAUGGAUCUAAAUGCAGAUCGUUUCACUUGGGUUGGAAGCAGUGGCUGGAGUAACCGUAUGGACGUCAUUUUUGGUAAGGAGAAAAUAGCAAACGGUUCGAUUACAGUCAACCAUCUUGGAGGACAAGUAAAGGGAUUUGAGGAAUAUUAUAUGAAUGUUAGCUCCCAUAUCCAAAGUCCAUGGUCCAAUGAGUUCUUCAGUGAAGUUCUGACAUGUAACUAUGGAAAAGCACCAAAGAAUGAUGCCCAAAAUUGCACGUUUAAUCACACAUUACCAAAUAUGGAAAUGUCUCCUGCUCGAGUUGUGAUUAAUGCGGUGUACGCAUUAGCGCAUGCUCUUCAUGACAUGAAGCUGACCGAGUGCCAUGMCCAGACAGGAGUCUGRGAUAGAAUGAAGGCACGACUGCGAAAYGUUAAACUUGCAGAGUAUUUGAAAAACGCUACGUUUCCAGAUGCAGUUUCUGGUCAGCUAAUGAAYUUCAACAGCAAUCAGGAGAUGGAUGGUAAUUACACCAUAAUGAACUUCCAGCAGAAAGACACCAAUACAUGGGAUUACGUGAAGGUUGGAGAUUGGGGUGUAGUGGUCAAAGACGAUGGCACAGUCGAAAAAAGUUUCAGAAUCAAUAUUGACUCGUUGUCAUGGGGUAAUUCAKUCUCAAGGCCACCAGUAUCGAUCUGCAGUCGCCGCUGUAUCUUUCCUUUCAUCAGCCAGCCACUCKCUUUCCACUCAAAGUGUUGCUGGAAAUGCGUGAAAUGCCAACCCAAUCAAAUCAUGGUGAAUGACACCUGCCAAUCAUGUAAGCAAGGACAACGUCCAAGUGUCAAUCUUAGUGAAUGCUCGAUGAUACCUUUAAGCUAUCCUAGUUUUGAAGAUGGUGUAGGCAUAGCGUGCACAGUACUUACAGUCUUGGCAAUUAUAUGCACUUUGUCAACUGCUUUCUUCUUUGUGAUGUACAGGAAUCACCCUGUUACUAAAGCCUCWGCGAAGGAGCUCAGUGCAAUAAUARUAGRUGGAAUCUUUCUCUGRUAUAUCUCAGUCUUCCCGUUUUUGUUAAAGCCAUCGCCGCUUAWUUGCACYAUUUGCCGAUACUUAGGCUCAAUUUGCUUUACGUUCUGUUACGCGCCACUUCUCAUGAAGACCAACCGCAUUUACAGGAUUUUCACGCGCGGGAAGAAAUCUGUCACCAGACCUUCUAUGGUGAGCCCUUCAUCUCAAGUACUAGUGAGUGCAGGAUUGAUAAGUAUUCAAGCUGUUAUCACUACAUGCUGGGUGAUUUCUUCCCCUCCGGCCAUCAAAUACCAUUAUCAUAGCCUUGAGGUAACGGAAAUCGAGUGUGACACUGAGAACGUUGCCCUCGUAAGUAACCUAUCCUACAAUGUCGUCUUGAUGGCUAUUUGCACUCUUUUCGCGUUCAAGACCAGGCAAUUUCCACGCAAUUUCAACGAAGCAAAGUACAUCGGAAUCAUGAUGUAUUUGAUCUGUUCAGUUUGGAUUAUCUUCUUUCCUACAAUUAUAAARAUGGACAGUCCGUUUGCCAAGGCUUUUAUCAUAACUGRAUCCUAUUGGCUCAUUGGUACAAUCAUCCUCAUUGGUUUAUUUUUCCCUAAAAUCUACAUAAUUCUCUCCUCGAGCAAGCAAAGUACACAGUCCAACCAAAACAACUCGGCAGACUUCGCGCACAUGGCCAAACUUCAAAACAAUUCUUCUCAGAAUCACAUGCAUGAUUUUUGUGAACCCUCGACCUUCUUACGCGUUGACAGGGCACACUCAGGUCACGUGUUAGGGACAGAAGGAGAACUUACGAAGAACGUAAACGUACUUCGUUGUGUUACACACUCCGGAAGUGUCACGCCAUCUAUGAGUYUCACGCCAUCUCCGGAACCAAUCCUGGAAAGUUAGUUCCACACGACCUUGGAGUAUCUUUAUUGUUCGAAUAUUAGUACGUUUUCACCAAAACAUAGAAUUUGAUACUGUUUUUGAAACGAGUAUCUAUACCAUAAUAUUUAAUGUAUAAGAUUUAAAGUAAUUUCAAUUGGUAAUUUACUGAAAUAAGGCAUUGCACAAAAUCCUGUAUAUUUGACGUUCAGUUUUGUCGAUGACAUGAAUAAAACAAGCAGCUCGUGAUGCUGCAACAUCAAGAAAGACGAGAACAACAGUAAUGUUGUUAUCAAAAGUGAGGAAUUUGCCGCGACACAAUCACGUCCACUUUGAUGUUGUUUUGAUAUAUCAAUACUGUCGUGUGUAAAGCAAUUCAGAUGAUUUAAAGCAAAUUAAUAUGGCAUGUUAUGAAAAUAAAGAAAAAAAGAAUACCAAAAAAAAUUAGUAUUUGAUUUUUGAUAACAUUAUCAUGAUAUUAAGAACAAGAACAAAAACAACAACGAUAUUAAGAGCACAGUUGAAUUUGCCGCUAUAUAACCACUCCCCACCGGAUACAGCCUUUUGCAAAAAUUAUGAGAAUUGUCUAAAUA